GGCGGCGUGUUGGCCAUGGCCGGGCUGGUUCGGGCCGUGCGGCGCGUGGCUGCGGUGGGGCUGGGGGCGGCCCGGCACCGGGAGAGCGGCGGGCGGCGCUGGGGCUGGGGGCUGGCGCUCGGGAUGGCGCUGGGCGUGAAGGCGGCGGGCGGCGAGAAGGACGGCGGGGAGGGGGAGGAGCCGGCACCGGCACCGCGACGAGGCUUCGGAGCGGCCAUAGAGAGGAGCCGGGACCUGCUGCAGAGGAUCAAGGAUGAAGCGGGCAUCCCGGGUAUCCUGGUGGGAGUUUCUGUGGAUGGAAAGGAGGUCUGGUCCGAAGGGCUGGGUUACGCUGAUGUAGAGAAUCGUGUGAUGUGUAAGCCAGAGACCAUCAUGCGAAUCGCCAGCAUUAGCAAGUGUCUCACCAUGAUGGCUGUUGCUAAACUGUGGGAAGAGGGGAAGCUGGAUUUAGAUGCUCCAGUGCAGAAAUAUGUCCCUGAAUUUCCAGAGAAAGUCUACGAGGGUGAAAAGGUCACUAUUACCACAAGAUUGCUAGUCUCACACUUGAGUGGGAUUCGUCACUAUGAAAAAGAUAUUGCAAAAGUAAAGGAGGAAAAGGAAAAGGCAAACAGAGCCCUUAAACUAACAAAAUCCAGCCAAGAUAAAGAACAGAAAGAGAAGGAUGGUGAAGGCAUCGAUAAGACUGAUUCUGUCAAGCCAAAGAAGGAACACGAAGGUGAAGUAAAAAGCCGACAUUCAAAACCUGGCAGGAGAGACAAGGAAUUUGAGCACGAAGAGUAUUAUUUAAAGGAAAAAUUUGAGAGUGUGAUUGAAUCACUGAAGAUAUUUAAGAAUGAUCCUUUAUUCUUCAAACCAGGUAGCCAGUUCUUGUAUUCAACGUAUGGCUUUACCCUCCUAAGUGCUGUUGUGGAGAGAGCUUCGGGGCAAAGAUUUACAGAUUACAUGCUAAAAAUGUUCCGUGACUUGGAUAUGUUGUCAACUGUGCUGGAUGACAAUGAAGCAAUGAUAUAUAACAGAGCAAGGUGUUACGUUUACAACAAAAAGGGACGUCUGGUAAAUGCACCAUACGUGGACAACUCUUACAAGUGGGCUGGUGGAGGCUUCCUGUCAUCAGUAGGUGACCUCCUGAAAUUCGGAAAUGCCUUGUUGUACAGUUACCAAGCUGGACAAUUUAGAAACACUAAUGGCCAACUUCUGCCUGGGUACCUGAAACCAGACACAGUUGCAAUGAUGUGGACCCCGGUGCCAAAAACUGAAGUAUCAUGGGACAGGGAUGGUAAAUAUGCAAUGGCUUGGGCUGUAGUAGAGAAAAAACAACAGUAUGGCUUUUGCAGGCGGCAGAGACACUAUGCAUCUCAUACAGGUGGUGCAGUGGGUGCGAGCAGCGUUCUCCUGAUUCUUCCUGAAGAGUUGGACUCUGAAGCUGAAGAUACUGCGGCAGUGGCACCACCUAGAGGAGUAAUUGUGAGCAUUAUCUGUAACAUGCAAUCUGUUUCCCUCAGCAGCACUGCCUUAAAGAUCGCAAGGGAAUUCGAUCAAGAAAAACGGGCACAAUGUAUAGAUUAAAAAAAAGAGAGAUGAAUGAGUGAACUUGAAAUAAGUUGAGUAAGCGAACAUGAAAAACAGAUGGACACGGAGAUCAAAUGGGGCCCUGAAAUCCCAAGGAACAGGUGAGGAAAAAGCAUCAAGAGUUCACUGAAAUUCUGCCAGUGGUGCCACGUUUGAGUGUAACUGGAAUUCACCUCUCAGGGAAGUUCCUGACAGGAAAGAAGAAUGCAACAAGCAAAUCUGACUCCCUGCAUUAACAGUGUAAAUUGUCAUCUUAGUAGCGGGGCUUUUUUCCUCCUCCGGUUAUUUGGCCAACAUUCACAAAAUAAAAACAAAACAACAGUGGCCAAACAAAUGGGGAGUUGCUUUCUCGUAUUGAGUACAACAGCAGACUGUCUGCCUUGAGCGCUAAACUUGUGAAAGACCCAAUUCUUUAUUCUUAAAGUUCAGACCUGCAAAAACAGUGAAAUCAAAACAACUUUACUGCUGACAAAAUUUGUAUAUUUACGUGCAACCUUUUUUUUAUUUGAUUAAAAAGCAAAAGCAAAGCUACCUCUGGGAUGAAGAUUUCCAGCAAGUGCUCUUUUGUCAGAGUUGUGUAUUGCUAGGAAUUGGAAAAGAAUGGGCAGAGAGUCGUGUGUGUAAAAUAAUCUUGUUUAGGUAUUUAACGCCAUUCCUUGAUAGACACAAAGCAUGACAUUGCUGUUCUGUGGAAAUAAAGGUGUUAUUCACAGCUCCCUGCACCCGCGUAGCACAGCACGGUGAGCUGUCAGACAGCCUUGCAGCUGGAUGAUACACGUGCUGGCUUUGGUAGCAGCAGUCGUAGCCAGCAGCUGGAAAUGGCGCUGUAUUCUGGGAUGUAGAAUUUCCUUUUGUUUGGAAAUGAGGAACUAAAAUAACUCAGUAAAAUUUCAAGUCCAUUCUCAAAGCCAGUAGUAGAAAUCUGAUGCACUUUGAGGCUUUUUUGUUUGUCUUCCCCAAACCAUCCUUUUUCCUGUUUUGGACAUCUACCUCAAGGCAUUACGUUUGCACGAGACUGAAGAAGAAAUUCUGUCAGACUUGCAAAUAAGCAGAACCUAAUCUUCAUGUUUCCAACAGAAAUACAGUAACAGCUGAUGAUGUUUACUUGAUGUAUUCCAUAACGGCAUGCAUGAUCUCUGGGAUCUCCAGGACUCCACUUCCCUGUGGUACAUCAGACAGUGUUUUCAGGUUGAGAUGAAACAAACCAUCCUGCAAAAGGAGUUCUAGUGCUUGAGUCCCUGCAUGAUUAGCAGUUGUGCCUCUGACUUUAAGGAGCAAGAUGUUUUGAGUAACAGUUGAAAGAAGGUAGCCUUACCUUCACCUUUCCCAAGCUCCUUCGUAUUAACUUCAUACUGCUACCUGCCACGUGAUGCAAUGCCAUCUUGUCAGCUCUGUUACCAUUAUGCCUGUGAAUAGUUUUGUCCAAGACUGAUAAAUGAAGAAAUUUAUUAUUUUGAGGUGACAGUGCUUUGCCUCCACUGGCAGUAGGGCUGCUUGAGGACUCUUCAUAAUUAUAAGUAAUUGUUCCUGUGCCUUAAAACAGUAGAAGCUUACAAACUGUUUGCUUGGCUUUUCUAGCUCACCAAAACUUUACUUCCUUAUUCAUGAGUGAUGGGUUGUACUGGGAUCUCAAGCAUAUCAGAUCAGCACAGAAGAGAGAUGAGUAAAUGUUUUGGAACAAGCUCAUUUGGUGAGGCAGUUUAUUCACCUGCUCUCACUGAGGUCUUUAAUGUUGUUUGACAAUUGAAGGCAGAGGUACUGGAGAUGCACAUCUACAGUGACAACAUUGCUUUUUCCAGUCUUUGAGCACCUGCUGGCUGGCUAAGCGUGCAGCAGCAGAAGUCAUUGCCAGUUUUGCACAGGGAACAAGAGUAGGUAAGUCGCUCUGCAUUGCUUUCAUGUUGGAGAUUAUGUGAAAAGAAGCUGACAAAACAAAAGGUUUUAGAUAUGGAAACCCUGAAAAGUAACACUGCUACUUUAGGAUCUCUAGAGCAUGUUUUCUUGUAUGAUGCAUUUAUUCUGUGAAUAGCAUUUAACAUUCUUGAAAACCAUUUUGCGUAUUUCAGAGACAAGUUUCACUAGCUGGCCAUUGUGAGAGAGGUUACAUAAAAACUGAGCAUGUAGAAGGGAUAGGUCUUGCAUUAUGCUUGUCUACAUGUGACCAAACAGUAGUCAUAGAAUAUCCUGAGUUGGAAGGGACCCAUAAGGAUCAGUGAGUCCAGUUCCUGGCACCACACAGGACCACCCAAAAAUCAUUCUGUAUGUCUGAGAGUGUUAUCCGGUCACUGCCUGGACUCUGGCAAGCUGGGUGCCAUGACCGCUGCCCUGGGCAGCCUGCUCAGUGCCUGACUGUCCUCUUGGUGAAGAACCUCCAACCUGACCCUCCCCUGCUGCAGCUACUUGCCAUUGUCCUGGGUUCUAUCACUGGUCACCCCCAACACUGGAAUUAAUUCCUUUGGACAUACAGGUGUUUGAAGUAUGUAAGGCAGUGAGAAAUAAGGUGUCUUCAGAUGCUUUUAACAUGAAGAUAUUCGUUACAAUAUCCCACUCCCCUCGUGGAUUGAUUAGCCACUAGCUUUUUGUAUGCAAAGGCCACAUAGUUUUUAUGUCCUGUACCUUAGGACUUUAAAAGGUCUACUGUCACAUGUACAGCCAUGUAAAAUGUGAAAAUGUUAGGAAGUCUACAUCUCAUCUUCCAACACGUAGCAAAAUGUGUCACUGACUUUGUCUGCUAUGGCACUUACUCACCAAUCUUAGAUUUUCAUGUGUUGGGUAGAGGUAGGAGGAGAGCAGAAAUGAGGCAGACUGCAUCAGUCUGACUUAGCACAAAUGGCCAAGUCACUGUAUUGCUGUCAUCUUUAGUGUGAAGCCACUUAUUUGAUGCACUGGCAUUAAGUAUAGAAGACUGGUCAAUGAAGAGCAACUUAGGUGAUUAAUGCAUUCUUAACUUUUACUGUGCAAACAGUAUGGUGCUAACAUGAGCCUGUUCUGGUCUUAAACGCAUGCAUGCUAAAUUGGUGCAUCUGUUUCUGUAUCAAACACCCGCUUCUUACAUCUGGUAAUUAUCAGUGUUUGCUAUUAAGUGAAAUAAAACAGCUUGCAAAUGUA
Coturnix japonica (Japanese quail) is the source of this 4677-nucleotide messenger RNA. It is a transcript of the gene LACTB, whose product is annotated as lactamase beta. NCBI's taxonomy places the organism in Eukaryota, Metazoa, Chordata, Aves, Galliformes, Phasianidae. Gene Ontology annotation, molecular function: peptidase activity. Gene Ontology annotation, biological process: proteolysis; regulation of lipid metabolic process. The record is from RefSeq and is a predicted model, not a curated record. Gene Ontology annotation, cellular component: mitochondrion.